Phlebotomus papatasi is the source of this 7338-nucleotide messenger RNA. RefSeq lists its product as uncharacterized. The record is from RefSeq and is a predicted model, not a curated record. The coding region runs from base 1223 to 2032 and encodes 269 amino acids. Lineage: Eukaryota; Metazoa; Arthropoda; Insecta; Diptera; Psychodidae. The transcript has 5 exons.
AGCUGGGGAUUCUGUAGGAGUACUGAUUGUCAGUGAGUCGAGUGCAGUCGUGGAGAGCAAAAGUCGAGGAGAGUUGCACGUUUGGGCCAGAGAGAAAGAGAGGGCUUUGACAAGAGAAUUUUGUGCAGUUUUUUUUUUAGUACAACCAUCUCUAAUUUCUUCCUUCUGUUCAAACCCGAAACACCUCAAGAAUCGAUUUCUCAUAUUUUUUUUUCGGUGCCUAUAUACGAAAUUCAAGAACCGGAGGAUCGGAUAAAUGGAGAGAAACUAUUAGUGAAAUUGGACUGAAAAUAAGUUGGUGGUUAGUAGUGGAGAUUGUAUGUACUAGUGAUUGACAAAGAACUUACUGCCCUAUGAUUGGAAGACUCUUGCACCAUAUUUAUAAGUAAAUAAUGUAUAGUCUGGCUAUUUAAAGGGCUCUUCUAUCAUUAGACCGAUUUCGAGGAAAAAUUCAACAUUUUGAUGCUAUUUUAGAGCCCCAUUGAGCUCCUCUCACUCUGAAUUCAGUGAAAAUUUCUCAUGAGAACAGUCCACAUCAUUCAAUCGAGAAGUGCAGCUUUUCAGAGUGCACUGAACUACCACUAGAAUUAAGAAUAGUGGCGAGGAACAACAAAAAAAAAAGAAAUGAGAGCAGAGAGAGAGACUUUCAACUCUCAGAUAUUUUUCCACUUUUCACAUCGAUAUUUUCCUCAUUGAAGAAUUUUCUUUUUUUUGAAAAAAGAAGUUUUCAGUCUUGAUCCCGAUGGUCAAUUGAAAAGGAUAACAAAAUAGUUUUCCCGGAAAAAACAAUCAUCUUUUUUUGGACAAAAAUUGUAGAGAAUUUUCCGGAUUUUCAGGCCUCAUUUUCCAUCGAUUCAAAAACAUACUGAGAGAGAAAAUAGAGCAAGAGAGAGAGAGAAGGAGAAUGUGAGAAGAAUUGUCGAAACAACCUUUUUUAGAGCAUAUUGCAAUUGAGAUGGAAAUUGUAUGAUAUACCUGGAGGAAGAAAAUAAUGAUGUGAAAAUUUUUGUGAUAAAUCUCAGAAAAGGAAGAGAGGAGUUGAAACUGUGAUUUUGUAUUUGGUGCAAUAAGGAAGGAUAAUUUUCUGCAAUAUCAUUUAAAAGAAUUCUCCCUAAAAAGGGAAUUUUGUCUUUGGAAAAGAAAAGAAAAGGCCGGAAGUGUACGUUUGAGAGCUUUCAAGAAUUUUUCUGUUGAACGAAAAAGAAAUUGAUCGAGGGAAAAAAUGUUGAAAUAUUUAACACAUAAGCUACGAACACAAUCAAUAAAUGAGGAUAACAUCAAUGAAAAGAUUGACGGACAUGAUUCAGGGACUGAAUCAGAUGAUGGUGAUUUAGAUGCUGAAAAUAUUUACCACGAAACAGAUAUGGAAUACAGCAUGAGUUCCCGACACGACACCACAUCUCCAACGGACACUGCUUGCUCCUCCGAGUCUCCAGCCUUCGUCAAUGCAUCACACUUAAUGUAUGAUCAGCAUAGCUCGGAGGAGGAACUAGAGGUGAUCAAUGGACCAGCGGAGGCUGCCAUCAAUCCUACAAUAUUCGAUGAUGACUCCCCUAAGAGAUCCAGUUCCACACUCAUUGAGAAGAGAAAGAGAUCCUUAGCCCACAGUUCGGAUGAGGAGGUAAGAAAUCUCCUGGAACAUGUCCAGGCCCCUGUCAAUUUUCGCACAUCGCCCCCAUUGGAGGCUCUGAAGCCCCAACGUGGUCACCUACACUCACUACACGUGCAGCAGCAACGUGCCACGACACCCCUCGUGCUCACAGAGUCUGGGCGCGGUAUCGAAAGUAUUAGGAUUUCAUGUGAUAGUCCCAUCGUGCCGAUGGACGUUGUCCGUUCGAUUAGUCCGCCGGCGAAAUUGUUCCACUGUGCUGUCUCUCCAAGACGGCGUCCACCCCAGCGACCCCAGAGGCAGCAGAGACUCCAUAGGCCCUGCCUGGACUUUGAUAAAAUGCAACAGCUUAAAGCAAGAUCAGUGACUGCCUGGAGGCACGAUACGGAACACAGUGGUGAAUUUCCUGUUUUCUGUUGGUGAUGAAGUGUCUUCAAAUCUCAAAGAAUACCACUGGCGGAGAUGCUGACAAAUCCUCCGGCCGGUUGACUCAAUGCGCGUGUCAUUUCAAAUUCGCACAGAUUUUAUCAAAUCAAUAGACAAACUAUCCCCUCAAUAAGAUCGUUCUUGUGACUUGAUCACUUUCCUUUUCAAUUCAAUGGAAAAAAACACAAAUAAAGUAAAAGAAAUGUGCAAUUUUAACACAUUUUUUUUAAUAGAAACAGAAAAUCUGGAUAAAACACAAUUCAAUAAAAUUGAUCUCCUUAAUUGACUGAGGAGAUUCUUAUUUGUAAUAUUCUUAUAGAAAUCGUAAUAAAUAAGAGACAACUCAUGAAAGAGACUAGAAUUUGUAGAGAGAAAGUUUAUGAGAUUUUCAGAAUGAUCUUUUUGCUCAUGUGAGAGAAUGUUGAUUUUUUUUUAAAUUUAAAUUGUAAAUGCAGGAAAAUGUUACUCAUGACGCAAUGGCUAACAAUCAAUUUUUUUCUGUAGGAAGAAGAAAAAAUAAUAAAUGGCUCAUUGAGAGUGAAAGUGGCUCAAUUUGAUCGCCUGACUUUGUAUGUCCUAUUCAGAUGAAAAAAAAGCUGUAUCAUGAUGUUUGUUAGGAUUUUUGUAUAAAUUUAAGGCAACCUUAACAAACAUCAAUUGAAACUUUUUUAAAAAAAUAAUAUUGUUAUGGACAUUUUCGUCAUUGACCAACGAUUGCAAUUUUCCCAUUAGAGAAGCUGUUAAAGAUUCAAUUUGCAAGGACAUUGUUAAAGAAAUGCAUAAAGUACUAUCGCACAAAAUUAAACCAGGGAAUUUGUUAGGCAUCAAAAUAAGUGUCAAGAUACUUGUUAAUAUAACUAAUAUUUAAAUAAUUAAAUAGCUGAACAUCCGAUAGCAGUCUUUGAAGAACGCGGACAACCGAUAAACAACUACAGAGCACUAAUUUUAUUAAUUUUUUUCUAGUAUUAACGUUAAUAGUUGAUCUUUAAAAAAAAACAACUUCAGUGCUGUAUACUAAUCUUUAAAAAUAUCAGCGGCAUCAAACUCCAAUCUUUUGCAAAAAUUAAUACAAAAUCACAAAUAGGAGAAACUGGGGCAGACCCGCACAAGGGCACUUUCAAAUACUUCGAUUUAAUCAUUAGAAGUCCAGAGGGCAAAAUCAUCGCUUAAAAUAACUAAAAAUUAAAUUUUCUUUUGAAAAAAAGUUUAUCUUGAUAUAUUAUCGAUAUAAAAAUUACUUAUAGGGUAACGUGUGGUAUUUUGGGACACUUUUUAGCACUUUUAAGUUUCAAACAGCUUAACAACUUCUCAUGCAUUUUUUUUUCUUUGUUGAUACAAAUAUUUAUGUCCCUUAUUCUACCCAGAAUAAGACUCUAAUCGAAAAAUAUUGAAAAAAGCAUCAUUUUUUAUACAAAAUAGCAAAAAAUGUAAGGAAAAGAGUGGUAUAUUUCGGGACAGUUGGGUAUUUCGGGACAGACAAAAGUUGCUAUUAUGCAAAUAAAUUUCAUCGAGCCUGAUUAUUUCUUCAAGUAAAAGUUCUAAACUUCACUCUUUCAUAAAAAUUUUGUUUAAAUUUCACUUUUAAAGUGACUUAAAUCGAAAAAAACUAAGAUCUGUUUGUGUUGACAUCUGCAAAAUUGACCACACUGAAGGAUUUGUAAAAAGUGGAAUGUGAUACUCACAAUUCACGCGUAUUUCACACUUUAAAUUAAAUAAAAUUUCAGAAGUUUUAUGUUUGUCUGAUACGUAAAGAGCUUAAUAUUUCAUACAGAACUUAAAAAUAAUUAGAAAAUAAAUAUUUAUAGGAUUUUUGAUGCGUCACAAAAUACCAAUGUUAUGUCCCGAAAAGCACCUUGUCCAGAAAUACCACAUGUUACCCUAAGAGUUCAAUUCUGAAUUAAAAAAAAAAUAGUUUUUAACUUUUUCUUAAAAUAAAUAUUUUUUGUUUUACUGUCUUUGGUAAAAGAAAAGCGUUAUAAACCAAAUUAUGCAGUUUCAUGUAGAAAAAUUAUAUCUCGUAAAAUUAGAAGAAAUUUUAGAAAACGAAAUGUUUCAAUUCUCGAAAGAAACUGUGUUAUUCGUUUUAUUUUAUUUUUUCGGUCUUAGUCGAUUUGGAAAUAUUUAUGUUUUUUAUUAGAACAUUUAAUAGGUCUUCAUUCUUAUAAGCUCAACAAUUUUCUUAAAUUUUUUUCAUAAAAACUACUUCUUGGAAAAUCUGCAGGGUAUAUUCGGCCUAUAGAGAACGCAAUAAUUAAUUAAUUUUUGGCUUUAGAGAUAGAGAGAAUUGGGGCUACAUUGAAGGUGGAGCUGCAUUGAAAACGCAAAAGCGUCAGUCAAUAAGUCCGUAGGAUGACACAUAGAUAGCGCCAUUAACAAAAAAUCUUGAUAUAGCCAUCUUUCAAAUGAUAUAUGUCAAAAUUUGACAGAAUUCGGUCAAUUUGAUUUUCAAUCUUGGCCUCUACACGUUGGGAGCAAUUUUCGUAAAAAAACGGUUUUUUGAAGAAAAUUUCCUGUAGUACUAUACAACAAAAUUCUGUCAAAAAUGCAAUUUUUGUCGAAAAUUGUUCCCAUUGUGUAGACAUCUUUACAUGUGAUAGAAGCAACCAAACUAAGGAUUCUGUUUUGAAAUAGAAAAUUCUAAUUUAUGUUUUUUGAUUAAGCAUUACUCAUUUCGUUCCUAAAAAGUCGUACGUUUCAUAGUACAUUUUGUAUGAAAAAAUCUACAACUUUUUUCGGAACCUUCAGAACAGAGGGUGUAUUAUUUAUGUAAAAAACCGAUAAACCAAUCCAAUUCAAAACUAGAUAAAUAUUAACCGGAAUCUUCACCAUUAAUUAGGACAAUUAAGAUUUGCUUUCCAGACUUGCGUUGUGGAAUUUCAGCGAACGAACUGGUACUUAAAAAUGGUACUUAAGUACCAGUCCGUUCGCAGUCAGUCCGCAGAAAAUAGAGAAAUUAGUGACGGAAAUCCUAAAGAAAACACCAACCAAGAACCACUGAGGAAGACACGAUAAAGCGGUCUUCAGACUAAAGGUUUAGCCCAGUUUCCGAAGAUUUCAAAAUCCUAAAUUGCAACCAAUUUUAUUGCUUUUUUUAAGAAUUUAAUAGGUCAUUUGCGCUUAAUAAUCCAAUCCUAAGGUAAAUUUUUCCAGAAAAUCUUGAUUAAUGAAAAAUUAGAGCAGUCAAUGCAUAUGGCUAAGUCUCGGGUCUGAAGCCCGUAUAAGUGUCGAAAGCUCUGAUGAAAUUGUGUGUUUGAUUCGUAAGAUUUGUACAACAGAUUUCUACGCUCACCGGAAGGACAGAUUGUCCUGAAAAACCUAGCUCAGUUGCACCGCCGUCGGUUAUCCCUUUAUAAAUUAAAUUCCGGCUAAAUCCAGCUUCCUUUACAAAUAUGUAAUAAUAAUUUCAUUGUAAAUCCAGGUUUAAUGUAGCCUGACUUGCCCCUAUGAAAUUUAAUUUUUAAAGACGUAAAAAUAUUGUCGAUUGCGGCUACCUCUGUCGUAUCUGCAUUUGUUUUGUAUCUGCAUUUGGUGCAAGCUACAAUUACUCUUGCGUGAAAUGCUGACACAAAAGAAAUGCAGAUACGACAGAGGUAGACGCAACCGACGAUAUCUAAAAUCGACAUACGCCAGUUUCCUAAAAAUAAAAGGUGCGAUAUACUUAUCCUUCUUAUUUAAAAACAAUAAAAUAUACGCUGCAUUUAUAUUCAACUUUCAAUCCGGAUGAUUGGGAGUAAAAAUGACAAGUAAAUGAGAAUUUUUGAAUUUGUCAAAGACCUGACAACUGUCAUUCGGAUAUCGAAUAUUUGGGGCUCGGCGUUUCUUGUUGUUUCGUUAGAAAUACUCUCAUACGAGAGUUCACAGAAACAUCAAGCUGACGAUAGAUCAAUUGCUGACAAAAGAGUGCAGUCCUGCCUUAGUUUCCUCUAUGCAUCUUUCAAUGGAAAUUCAUAGGGACGAUUAAGUGGAAAAAUUACCACAUUAGAAAUUUGUAAAGGGAUUAAAAAUCCAUUCUUGAUUAAACAGUAUACUCGGAGUUUAAAUACCCCAAAAAAGAUUAAUUGAAAUGCUUAAACAAAACAUUAGAAUGUAAAAAAAAUGUUAAUAAAUGAUAGGCCUACAGGAUUAUUUUCUACCUUGUGCCACUUUUGUCCUCCAUGAGCACCCCCGACAAAGCGAUAUAAACUAAGUGGAAAUCUCUCUUCUAGUCAGAGUCAGGUAUUUAAAGUAGACUAAUUAAAAGAUGAAAGAAAAAAAAUAUUGUGUCAUUUUAGUAAAUUUCUACAAAAAAAAGAAGAAAUACACAUUGGAUGUAGAGAUAACAAUUGAUUGCAAUUAAAUUAAUCCAAUAUUGAAGAAAAAGAAUUUUGCAUAAAGAAGAAAAACAAAUUGUGAGGAAAUACCCCCAAAAAAAAAUAGUAAUCAAUAAAAUAUGCAUUUACUAAUGAACGGUGUCCAUUUAGACAAGUUUGAAACAGUGGAAAAAAUGAAAUUCAAGUAAACACAAUUUAUGAGAAAUUUUUGAAAAAAAAUAAUAGCAAGAGAGAGAAAUGGAGAAAAAUCAAUUAAACUGUAUAGUAGAAAUUAUUGAAAGAAAUAAGUUAAAAUAAAAAAAAACGAAAGUGAAUUUAGAAAUAUUGUGAAAAGAAAAUAAUUAAUCUAACAGAUAUGCGAGAGAGACUGUUUAUGAAUAUUAACAAACAAAAAAUAUUUUACACUUCUAAAAAAAACAACAAACAUUAAAAGAAUGAAAACUAAUUAUAGUGUAAAAAAAACACGAGUAAAAUUAGAAUUUCAAAGUGAAGAAAAUACUGUAAGCAUUGUAAAAAAAAUAAAUAAUAAGUCAUACAAUUGAUUUUAUAUUCUUAAAAGAUUUACUAGUGAUUAUAGAAGAGUUAAUAGUGAAUAUUGAUCUUACUGGAAGAUUCGAAAAAAAAGGAAAGAAUAAUAAAAGAAAACAAUUCAACUCAUGCACACAAGAAAGAAUCAAAUGUCUAAAAACUGGAUAUAUUUACUACAAUUAAACAUAACUAUUGUUUCUAUUGAAGGAAAAGAAAAAUCAUAAAAUUAAGUAAAAAAAGUAAAGAAAAAAACAAGUAGCUUGACGAAGAAAAUUUCAAUUGAGAGAACAUGCCAGAGUAAAUACGUAUCUUUAAUUGAAAGAGACAGAAUGAUAUAAAAAAUAUGUGUUGUAAAUAACGUAGAGAUGAAAUUUGUUGUAAACUAUGGCUUAAAUAUUUUAUAUAAUAGAAGUAUCUUUUGUUUAAGGAUUAAUAAAAAGAUGGUAAAAUAUUCAAACAUGAAAA